AUGUCUUCCUAUCCCAUACAGUGGGACACCAUCCUGCCAGUUCAUCAGCGCCAAAGGCUAUACAGUGGGAUAUCCGCAUCAGUGGAGCCUUUAGCCCAUGAGGAAGUGCCUCCACGCCCCGCGACCAUUGAUUUGGAAGGUGAUACCAUGCCGAUGCCAGCAUCCCUGCACGCCAUGAUUGACAUUGAUAGCGCUGGUGGUCUGGCCUCAAGUCUCGCAGUGGCCCGUGAGGGGUUCCAAUGGAAAGCCAACCGGUCUCUGACGAGCAACCUGAAGAGUUCUCUUCACCUGGAUCCCAUUUCAGUUCAGUGGAGAGAUGAGCAGACCGAAAGGGUCCGCCAGUCCCAGAGACCAGUCCACCAGAUCCCUCACCUUCCGUUUGGACGACUGGUUGGAUUCCCUGAGAUUGAGGUCUACAUUCUCUUCCCCCGGCUCUUCAGCCCCCAGCGCCAGCACCACAUCAUCACAGAGCAGGAGUAUGCUCUUUGGACAGACAAGGUCUUCCUCCCGGCCCUCCACCAUGUUUACUCUGCAUCCACACUUCUCCACCUGCCAUCCAGUGCCGCGCAUAUCCAGCUCAGUUCCACCGCAGCUCGGGCAGAAGGCCGCAAUCAGACUUUGCACGAGCAGCCACGGGUGCAGGAGUUCCACUUUUCACUACAGCCAGCAGGACUUCACCAUCUCUGGGAGCAUGUGCAGACAACCAUCCAAGACCCAGGGCUUCAGCACUUUCAGGGACUCAUGCUCCUUCUGACUGCUAAGAACCUGAAGCUCUCAACCCAGCAUGCCACCUGGUCCAGCACGCGUGAUGCCUUCUUUCGCAUGUGGAAUCAGGCCGUGGAUGGGCGCUAUCUGACCACCAGCUUCUAUGAUAUUGGCAAGGAGGUGGUCUCGCCCUGGAGCUUCCUGUCGCACCAGGAGCCAACACACGCGCCCUGCACAUUCAUCUGGCGACGUUGUUGCCUGGAUUGUUUCUGUGAAUGGCUGAGAGAUUCACCAGCUGCACAAAGGAUCUCUUCUCCCACUUCAUCUGAGCCCGAUAGCUCACCGGACAAUUCAAUGGAGAUGCAGAUCAACAAUGACCACCCAGUGGCAGCUGUCCAGCUCCGGCGGUCCCGCCGACUUCGCGGCCAUGUCCAGCAUAGGGUGACGUCCGAGGCCUCAGACUCCGGCCACGUCCAACACGGGUCGGUGGAGCCGGCACUCAGGAGUGAAGAUGAAGAUGCAUACCAGCCAGAGCUUAGUGAGGGCGGUGAAGAUGAAGAUGAUGAGGAUACCAGCAACCUGGGUGAACAUUCAGCAGGUGGCGCACCGGUUGCUGAUGCCCAGGCUCCUGAUUCAGAACAUGAACAUCCACAGGAAGGAUCCUGGCGCAAGCAGUUCUAUCCGCUGUCGUUCCUGCGUGAUCUGGGGUCCAUGACGCUAGAGCCGCACCGGUGCUCCCCGCUUCGCCGCCGGGGCCUGCUCUACUGCCAGUUCUACAACACCGUCAAGGAGGUCUUCGCGGCCGGCCAGCAUUCCCCGUUUGCAAAUGAGAACCUGGACACGUUGGCUCUGGAUCCCGGGCUGGUACGGACCUGGCAGCAUAUUGGAAAGGCCAUCAGCCAUUCCCCUCUUGCCUUGCUGCGCGCGUACAUCCACACCAAGCGGCGGUGCCAUGUCGCCAUUUCCGACUGCCGCCAGCGGUCCUACGGGACUCGGGAGGAGUACCGGGUCACUGCUGCUGUCCUGCAGGCCAUGGACCGAAUCCUCCGGGAAAGCAAUCUAGCUGAUCAUCCCACAGUUGUGCCUCAAUGCCCAGCGCCCUUCCUCAACUAUCGCACUGACCAGCUUCUGGGGUGGCUGCGGUGGAACAUCAACAAGCUGUGCACCGGGUUUGAGAUGGUCUACAGCCUGCAGCCGCGCACUGUGGUGCACUGGGAACAUACUCGGGUGAUGAUGAUGUUUCUUCGAUGCCUCCUGUGCGCGUAUGGAGGCCAGGGCAACCACCUCUGCCGCAGCAGUGGCCUGUGGCUUGAUCGUCGGGUGCAACCGCCCCCAGAGGGUUCUGACACGGAGCGGAUUCAGGAGGGCCUUGGGAUGGCGUCCACACUGGAGCUGUAUGGUUAUGCCUGGUUUCUUGACAAGCUUGACUGGAUGGCCAUGACAUUCAAGCCACCACAUCGGGCGCACAUGGUCUUCAACACCCCGACCCUACAGAUGGCCUACUACCGGCAGUACCGGCAACUGAUCAAGUUCAAGUCUGAUUUCGUGCUCUUCCAUGAUGUAUUCAGCCGCAUGCUGGAUGUCCGCCUAGACCCCGCCCGCUCUGCGCUGCUGCUGCAGCUGCUGGUGAAUCUCUGCCUGAGGGCCUUCCGGAAGGAUGUCUUCAGAAGCCUGGCUGACUGUGUCACCCAGCAGCCACUCCAUCCUGCUAGGCUUGAGGAUGCGUGCAAUGGUGAAAUCCCACUCACCUGUGCUG
Molecule: messenger RNA, 2461 nt
Organism: Coccidioides posadasii C735 delta SOWgp
Lineage: Eukaryota; Fungi; Ascomycota; Eurotiomycetes; Onygenales; Onygenaceae
Source: RefSeq, a predicted model, not a curated record